Ustilaginoidea virens is the source of this 4563-nucleotide messenger RNA. RefSeq lists its product as uncharacterized. The coding region runs from base 1 to 4563 and encodes 1520 amino acids. Gene Ontology annotation, biological process: transmembrane transport. Lineage: Eukaryota; Fungi; Ascomycota; Sordariomycetes; Hypocreales; Clavicipitaceae. The transcript has 3 exons. The record is from RefSeq and is a predicted model, not a curated record. Gene Ontology annotation, molecular function: ATP hydrolysis activity; ATP binding; ABC-type transporter activity. Gene Ontology annotation, cellular component: membrane.
AUGUUGGAUCACGGACGGGAACAGGGAGAGUCCGGCCCUGUUCCUCCUUUAAACAACAGCACGACCACCGUCGGCGAUAGCCCUCUGCCAGACGACACUUCCACCGACGGAUACUGGGGGGACACGUAUGCGGACGGUCCGGUAAGUGAGAGUGCUGCGCGGCAAGACUUUCAACACCUCCGGCGAGAGUUGAGCCGGAGAAGCACCGGCGCGUCUCCUGCCCACAGAACCAGAUCGAGAACCAGUUUUAUCGGGAGAGUCUUUUCUUCCGGCCAGGCCGGCCAGGCCGGCCCGGAUGCGGAAAAGCAAGACGCCUACCCCGACAGCGAAGAGGCAGCAGCAGCCCCCACAGACUUUGAGCUCGAGCAGUUUAUCCGCCAAGGCCACCUGGAGAAGCGCAAUCCAAAUGGAGCAUCAACCAAGAAAGUCGGCGUCUUGUUCAAGAACCUUACCGUCAAGGGAGUCGGUGUCAAUGCGGUUUCCGUGCGCACCCUGCCGCAGGCCAUCGCUGGCACGUUCGGUCCAGACCUGUACAACCAUCUCUGCCAUUGGUUUCCCGCCCUCGACUUUCGAAGCCGCGGGAAACCGAGAGAAUUAAUACGCGACUUCACGGGCGUCGUUCGUCCGGGAGAGAUGAUGCUCGUGCUGGGACGACCCGGCUCUGGCUGCAGCACGUUCCUCAGAGUCAUCGCCAACAACCGAGCGGGCUACGAGUCUGUGCAGGGAGACGUCAUCUACGGCGGGAUUCCGUCAUCUAAAAUGGACAAGCGAUUCCGCGGGGAAGCAACCUACAACGCCGAGGACGACCAGCACAUGCCCAGUCUUACCGUCGGCCAGACGUUGAAAUUCGCCCUCCUGACCAAGACGAAGAAGCAGGAGCGCGGCAACAUCCCCCUCAUUGUCGACUCGUUUCUCAAAAUGUUCGCCAUGUCUCACACAAAGGACACGCUUGUGGGGAACGCCUUCAUCCGCGGGGUGUCGGGCGGCGAGCGCAAACGCGUCAGCAUCGCUGAAACGCUCACCACGAAGAGCAGCGUCACCUGCUGGGACAACUCGACGAGGGGACUGGACGCCUCCACGGCAUUCAACUAUGCCAAGUCGCUGCGCAUCAUGACCGACGUCUCGCAUCGCACCACCCUGACGACGCUGUAUCAAGCCGGGGAGGGCAUCUACAACCUGAUGGACAGGGUCCUCGUCAUCGACCAAGGCCGCAUGUUGUACCAAGGCCCAGCCAGUGAGGCGAAGCAGUACUUUGUCGACCUGGGGUUCGACUGCCCUCCCCGACAGACGACCGCGGACUUUCUGACAUCCCUGUGCGACGUGAAUGCUCGGCAGUUCAGGCCAGGAUUUGAGCAUUGCUGCCCCAAAACCGCCGAGGAGCUGGAAAGGGCUUUCCGUGGGAGCCGAGCCUACAAAGCACUCCUGGACGACGUCGACGGCUUCGAAAAGUACAUUGACGACACUGGCCGCUCUGAUGCCCGAACCUUCAUCGACUCUGUCCGCCAAGCCAAGUCGCGCACGGUGAUGAAGCAGUCCGUGUACACUGUCAGUCUCUGGAAGCAGGUCCUGGCCUGCACGCGUCGUGAAUUCUGGUUCCUCUGGGGCGACAAAGCUUCGUUGUAUACCAAGUUCUUCGUCAUCAUCUCCAACGGACUCAUCGUCUCUUCAUUGUUCUACAACACACCCGGUGACACGAGCGGUGCUUUUCUCCGCGACGGUGCUGGUUUUUUCUCCAUCGUGUUCCUGGGCUGGCUGCAGCUUUCCGAGUUGAUGAAGGCUGUGUCUGGUCGAGCAGUCAUCAAUCGCCACAGGGAGUAUGCGUUCUACCGACCCAGCGCAGUGAGCUUGGCUCGCGUCCUGGUUGAUUUACCCUUGCUGGCUGUGCAAGUCGUCGUCUUUGGCCUGAUCAUGUACUUUAUGACGGGGCUUGAUCGGUCGGCGUCGAAAUUCUUCAUCUACCUGCUAUUUGUGUACACCAACACCUUUUGCGUGACCGCGCUUUACCGCGCGUUUGCAGCUGUUUCCCCCACCAUGGACGACGCAGUGCGAUUUGCGGGAAUUACGCUCAACUUGUUGGCCGUGUUUGCCGGGUACGUCAUUGCGAAACCCGUUUUACUGCACCAAAAGAUUUGGUUUGGGUGGAUUUUCUAUGUCAACCCCAUCAGCUACGCCUUCGAAGCGAUUCUCAGCAACGAGUUUGGCGGCAGGAUCAUGGACUGCGCGCAGUCCCAGCUGGUUCCGCAAGGCCCGGGAAUCAGCCGUGAGAACCAAGGCUGCGCCAUUGCCGGCUCAUCGCCGGGGAGCCCGCAGGUUGCAGGAUCGGCGUACCUGUCUUCGCAGUACGAGUACAGCCGGUCGCAUCUCUGGCGUAAUUUCGGCAUUCUGAUCGCCUUCACAGCGGGGUACAUUGCCUUUACCGUGCUUGCUACCGAGAAAAUCUCCUUUACCGGCAGCGGCGUGGGAGCUGUGGCGUUCAAGUCCAGCAAGAAGCCGAGGCAAGCUGCCAAGAUGCGGAACAGGGCGGAUGAAGAGCAUACUCCUCCAUCCGAAGACGAGACGGUCGGGCAUGUCCAACGGCAGACAACACCAGACCGAGCGUUGGAGGAGGAGGAGGAGGAGGAGGGUAGUCGAAGCGAGCAAAUCUUUACUUGGGAGGGCAUCGGCUACACCGUGCCCACGGCGGCUGGUCCGAAGAGGCUUCUCAAUGACAUCAACGGGUACGCUAAGCCCGGUGAACUGGUCGCUCUGAUGGGUGCUAGCGGUGCCGGCAAGACGACGCUGCUGAACACGCUGUCGCAGCGCCAGACAGUGGGCGUUGUCCAAGGCACCAUGCUCGUGGACGGCCGAAGCCUCGAGGCCGAUUUCCAGCGCCGAACCGGGUUCGUCGAGCAGAUGGAUCUCCACGAAGGAUCUGCCACGGUCCGCGAGGAGCUCGAGUUCUCCGCGCUCCUCCGCCAGAGCCGCGACGUCCCCCGCCAGGAGAAGCUCGACUACGUCGAGACGGUCAUGGAACUCCUGGACCUCGGCGACAUUCAAGACGCCAUGGUGGAAUCUCUCGGGGUCGAGCCCAGGAAGCGGCUCACCAUCGGCGUAGAGCUGGCUGCCAAGCCCUCGCUCCUGCUUUUCCUCGACGAACCCACCAGCGGGCUGGACUCGCAAGCGGCCCUCUCCAUCAUCCUCUUCCUCCGCAAACUAUGUUCUUCCGGCCAAGCCAUCGUGUGCACCAUCCACCAGCCGUCGUCGGAGCUCAUCGAGCAUUUUGACAAGAUCCUUGCGCUCAACCCCGGCGGCAACACCUUCUACUCGGGUCCCGUGGGGCGCAACGGCCAGGCAGUAGUGGACUACUUUGCGGCCCGCGGCUCCCGCUGUCCCGAGGGGAAGAACGUUGCCGAGUUCCUCAUCGAGACCGGCGCCAGGGUUUCUGAUCGCGAGCACUGGAACGAGCAGUGGCGCCGAUCCGACGAGUACAAAGCCCUCCUGAGGGAAAUCGGGCAAAUUAAGCUUCAGAGGCGAAGCCGCCAGCAGGCGCCGCCGACCCAGACCCCCGAGGCCCCCACCACCAUGCACGAGUUUGCGGCGCCCGUGUCCGCGCAGGUCAGGCUGCUCACCACGCGGAUGCUGAUGAAGCAGUGGAGACAGCCGUCGUACAUGUACGGCAGGCUGUUCACGUCUGUCAUUGUCGGCAUCGUCAACGGGUUCACGUUUUGGCAGCUGGGCGACACGGUCAACGACAUGCAGAGCCGCGUGUUUACGUCGUUUGUGGCGAUGCUAAUCCCGGGGACGGUGCUCAACGCCGUGCUGCCGAAAUUCUACGCCGACCGCGCGCUGUGGGAAGCCCGGGAGCACCCAAGCCGCAUCUACGGAUGGGUCGCCUUUUGCACGUCGUCCCUCCUGUCCGAGAUUCCGGGGUCGCUGGUCGCCGGUCUCGUGUACUGGGCGUUGUGGUACUGGCCCACCGGGCUGCCGACCGAUUCCGCGACGUCUGGAUACGUGCUGCUCAUGACGCUGCUGUUCUUUGUGUUCCAGUCGAGCUGGGGCCAAUGGAUCUGCGCGUGGGCCCCGAGCUUCACCGUCAUCAGCAACGUCGUUCCCUUUUUCCUCGUCACGUUUGGGCUGUUCAACGGCGUGGUUGUUCCUUACGAGCAGCUGAAUGUGUUUUGGAGAUACUGGCUGUACUACGUGAACCCCAGCACGUACUGGAUCGGCGGCGUGCUCGCCGCCACGCUCGAGAACCAGCCCGUCAGGUGCGCGCCCAACGAAGCCGCGUACUUUGACCCGCCGGCCGGCCAGACCUGCGGCGACUUUGCCGCCGAGUUUGUCCGAAACGCCGGCCGGGGCUACCUCGACAACCCGGGGGACCGCCGCAAUUGCAGCUACUGCCCCUACUCGAGCGGCGCCGAGUUCCUCGCUUCGCUGAGCAUCGAGCCGAGCCACAAGUGGAGGGACCUGGCCAUUUUCGCCGCCUUUUGCGUCUCCAACUGGAUGCUGGUCUAUUUUUUCAUUUACACGGUUCGCGUGCGCCGAUGGUCGUUUGGCUUUGGGCGUCUGGGCAGGGUUUUGUAG